AUGCAAACAAACUAUCUCCAACUGAACAGUGCCAAAUCAGACAUCAUCAUCAUCGGCCCCCCAUCCCGUAUCAAAGACAUCCAGAAUGUCCACUUCACCAUUGACGGCCACACUCUAUCUCCCGCCCCCUCACAUCCGCAACCUCAGAAGUCACUUUCGACAGCAUGCCGCUAUGGCCACGUUCAGCACUUGGAGCACCUGCUGUUCUACGGAGCCGACAUGAGCUCCCAGAAUGCAUCUGGAAACACCGCCCUCCAUGUGUGUGCUCUCUACAACCAGGACAGCUGUGCACGAGUUAUCCUGUUCCGGGGGGCCAAUAAAGAGAUAAAGAACUACAACAGCCAGAGCGCCUUUCAGGUGGCUAUUAUAGCAGGAAACUUUGAUCUGGCUGAAAUCAUAAAGGUCCACAAAGUAUCAGAUGUUGUGCCUUUUAGGGAGACCCCCUCUUACACCAGCCGUCGACGUUUGACAGCGGGACCCCUGCCCUCGCCACGAUCUCUGCUCCGCUCUGCGAGUGACAACAACCUGAACGGGGACCACGAUCACAUCCACGGUCAGGCCCCCAGAGAACCUCGUGGCCGGCAAGGUCACUCCCCCGUCCCCUCACUGCGCAGCCUGCCAGCUUUCGGUCAGCAGCACAGCAGCCUCGGAGAGAGCCGUCAUGGAGAGAUCCCUGACAGCAGUCUCCAGAGCACAGGCAGCUCCAGAUCCUCCCAUUCCCGCUCGCCUUCGCUACAUCACAUGCACGAGGAGGACAGGCCGGUCCCCAGGAGGUCCCACAGCCAUGGAUACCCUCAUGGACACAGCCAUCGUGGAAGACUCAGCCCUGGCUCAGUGCAGCGAGACCCAAGCCCCCCACAUCACACCCCCCCAGCGCUGACAGGCCCCCGCGGGCCCAAACGGAAACUCUACAGCGCUGUCCCGGGACGUACCUUCAUCGUGGUCAAGCCCUACACGCCACAGGGGGAGGGAGAGAUCCAACUCAACCGAGGAGAAAGAGUCAAAGCUGACAUCUCGUAUACUGAGGACGAUGAAGAUUGUGCCAUAGACAUAAGUGAUGGUGGUGAUGAUGAUGAUGAUGAUGAUGAUGAUGAUGAGGAACUUGAAGAGACUCGGGAGGACCGCACUAAGAGACUGUUCAGACACUACACUGUGGGAUCCUACGACAACUUCACCUCAUACAGUGACUAUAUCAUAGAAGAGAAAAAUGCUGUUUUGCAGAAGAAAGAAAACGAGGGGUUUGGCUUCGUCCUGCGGGGAGCCAAAGCUGAAACGCCCAUCGAGGAGUUCACCCCCACCCCAGCGUUCCCCGCCCUUCAGUACCUGGAGUCUGUGGAUGUGGAGGGAGUGGCCUGGAGGGCUAGUCUGAGGACAGGAGACUUCCUCAUCGAGGUGAACGGGGUGAAUGUAGUGAAAGUGGGCCAUAAGCAGGUGGUGUCCCUGAUCCGGCAGGGGGGCAACCGGCUGCUGAUGAAGGUGGUGUCCGUCACACGCAAGCCUGAGUCUGAGGAGGUUGUCCGCAAGAAAGCUCCCCCGCCACCCAAGAGAGCCCCCAGCACCACCCUGACGCUGCGCUCUAAGUCCAUGACCGCUGAGCUGGAAGAACUGGCUUCUGCUCGAAGGAGAAGAGGAGAGAGACUAGAUGAGAUGUUGGCAUCACAGGAGUCUAUCUUGCGUUCUCAGCCCUCAGAGGCAGAUUACAGAGCAGCUACUGUCAAACAAAGGCCUACCAGCAGGAGAAUUACACCAGCAGAGAUCAGUUCACUGUUUGAGAGACAAGGGAUGACUCUACAUGGAGGUCUGCACCCCGGCAUUGAGAGGGGUCACAUACCGCUACCCAAGGGGAUGUCCAGGACCAAGUCUUUUGGUGCCACUGAGGAGGAUCGGCUGUCGGCCCUUGCAGCCGAACACAGGUUUCCCCGCAGUUCCUCUAUGACAGACAGCCUCCGAGAACACUCUCAGCCCCAUCCCAUCCCUCCACCUCCACAAACUGCACCUCCUCCUCCUCCCUAUUACCUGGACACUGGUCCUCCCCCAGCCUUUUGUCCCCCUCCUCCCCCAUCUAGGACCCACAGUCAGGGUCAUGAGCCUGGAGGACGCUCCAGCUUCAAGCCUUCAUCCUUGGAUCUGCCGUACGAGGCCGCUCAGCGACAGGCCACACACUUAGAGAGACAGAAGAAAGCGCGCUCCAUGAUCAUCCUUCAGGACUCUUCACAUCUACCUGUAGAACCGACAGAAAUCCCCCGUCCUUCUGCUGCUACUCCACCUGAGCGAAUCAAAAGGAAGGGUCGGGUUAUUGACAACCCUUAUGCCAAUGUGGGUCAAUUCAGUAUUGGACUGUUCACACCCACCAAGCCCCAGAGGAAGAAAAGUCCACUGGUGAAACAGCUACAGGUGGAAGAUGCACAAGAAAAAGCCAGUUUGGCCUUAGCUGCUGCACACUCCCGAGAAAGCUCUCCCUCAGGACGACACUCACACACCCAUGGACACACACACACCAGCCGUGCAGACUACUACCAGCAGCAGCUGAUGGCUGAGCGAGAGCGUCUGCGUGCCCAGGGAGAGAUGAUGUUUCAGGGGAAGGGUCCCUUCGCCGCUGCUAUAGCUGGAGCAGUGAAAGAUCGUGAGCGUCGUCUAGAAGAACGGAGAAAAUCCACUGUCUUCCUUUCCGUUGGGACUAUGGAGGGGGCGUCCUUAGCCAGCUCCGACUCCCCCUCUCUUACUCAGUCUCACUCCAUCGAUGAACGGAUGCUCACCCGAGAGCUGGGACAGCUGCCUCCCCCUGCCUUGGCUCUGAGCCCCUCACCUAGUGGGACCACCUUUAUCCAUCCGCUCACAGGAAAACCCCUGGACCCUAACUCUCCACUGGCUCUUGCGCUGGCCGCAAGGGAGAGAGCACUGACCUCCCAGAGCCCGACGGGCAGCCCUGAGCCGAGGACUAAACAGGAUCGAGCAGGCCAUGGCGUGUUGUUCAUGGACCCUCAGACCAAAGAGUCUCCACAUGGGGAAGGGGCUACCACAACUCCCCCUUUUUCACCUAAAAGCGCCAAGGCAGGGGGGUAUGGAGUUGUUUCCUCCCCGACAUCUAUUUUAGUUCCCCAGCCCACCAAACCACAGUGGGUCACAUCACAGUCACCGGUAUCUUUCCGGCAGGAGAUGGAGGCCAGAGUAGAGGAGAGGAAGGAGGAGAAGAGACUUGAGGAUAAAAAGAGUAUGUUGAUCAGUAUUAUGGACACGUCACAGCAGAAAACAGCAGGGCUUAUUAUGGUCCAUGCUACCAGUAACGGCCAGUCAGUCGGGGUAGAUCCACACCUAGAACAGACACCUGCCCCCGCGUCCACAGAGCCCAGCAAGUCUCUAAGUCCAAGGGCAAAAUCCCCUAGCCCCUCUGCCUCGCAGCCCCAGGCCCAGCUCCAGGCCCAGCCUCACACUCAGCGUCCCGCCAGUCCAGCGCAGGACAAGAGUCUGGCUCAGGGCAGCUCCGAGGAGGACGUGGACCCUUACACCGUGACUCUGCCUCCUGCAAUGUUGUCCUCCAGCGAUGAGGAAACAAGAGAAGAGCUUCGUCACAUUGGAGUUCUUCCACCACCCGAUGAGUUCGCUAAUGGCAUGCAGGCACAGGGGACGCCAACUCUACCUGCCUCGUCUCCCACCACCCCUACAACACCAACACCCCAAACUCCGUCAUCCCCAAAAACUCCAACUGUGACGCCCACCCAGCCUCAGCCUCCCCAGCUGGCACCUCCACCCAGUGCAGCAGCUGUCUCAGGGAAGCCCUCUGACCCUCUGGAGCCCCCACCGGUGGGUGAGUCCGGCUCUGCGGCUGACUCAGGUGUGGAGGAGGCCGACACGCGCAGCUCCAGUGACAGAGAGCGAGACCACCAUCUCGAGACCACCAGCACUAUCUCCACAGUUUCCAGCAUGUCCACCCUGUCCUCAGAGAGCGGCGAGCCUGCAGACACACACACCACGCACACCUCCUACGCCGAAGGGCUGACUUUUGUGCUCGACAAGCCGCCAGUGCCUCCUAAGCCCCGACUCAGGUCCCAGAUAGGAGGCAGUAAAGGCCCCGUCACCUUCAGGGACCCUCUGCUGAAGCAGAGCUCCGACAGCGAGCUGCUCUCACAACAACAGGCUGCUGCCCUGGCUACUGCUGCUGCAGGCGGAGCUGGGCUGCCCUUCGGCGGCUCGGCCUCAGUGACAGGACUCGGCCCCACCAAGCCGCGCUACCUCUUCCAGCGGAGGUCCAAGCUGUGGGGGGACCCAGUGGAGCCUCGUGGGCCAGGGGUGGGGCUAGGUAUUGGGAGUUUGGGAAAUCUAGGCGGGCUGGGACUUGGUGUAGAUGAUGGAGCAAAACCUUCUGUUAUGGGAGAGCUCAGUUCACGACUACAGCAGCUAAAUAAAGACACUAGGUCACUGGGAGAGGAGCCGCUGGGAGCAUCACUUGACCCGGGGAGAAAGUCACCUGUGGCAGGUGCCAGACUUUUCAGCAGCCUAGGCGAGCUCCACACCAUUUCUCAGAGAAGUUAUGGCACCACCUUCACCAUCCGCCCUGGCAGCCGUUACCCUGUCACCCGACGCAGCCCCGGUUCAGGCUCCCCUGAUCGGGGUGACCCAUUCGGACGAUACUCAGGCUUCGGCCUACCGACCUCACCGACUACACCCCCACAAACCAUCCUCAAAUCCUCCAGCCUCAGCCUACCCCAGGAGCCUAAAGAGGUCCGCUUUGUGAUGAGGAGCUCCAGCGCCCAUUCCCAUUCCCGCUCUCGCUCCCCGUCCCCGUCCCCCUCCCAUUCUCCCGGGCUAGGGUCACCACUUUUAGCCCUCCGGCCCUUUCACCAGAAACCCCUCCACCUCUGGAAUAAGUAUGACGUUGGAGACUGGCUGGAGAGCAUCAAUCUGGGGGAGCACAGAGCAGGGUUUCAGGAACACGAGAUCGAAGGCUCUCACCUCCCAGCUCUGACCAAGGAUGACUUUGCAGAGCUGGGAGUGACGAGAGUGGGACACCGCAUGAACAUCGAACGGGCGCUAAAGAUGCUGCUGGAGAGCUGACCCCUGCCCUGAGACCCUGCAACAGAUGGAGAGAGAGGUAGAACGGAUAGAGUUGAUGAAAGAGAAAAGAUAGGGAUCACUCCUCUUUUAUUCUGGCUGCUUUUAUGUUCUGCAUCACAAAAGUUUACCUUAGCGACACCGUUAUGUUCCUGUCUGCAUUAACACCCUGCACUUGGCACUGCACUGAAGAGGAGGAGUCAUUCGUCACCCUCUACUUGCCAUAGUGUCUGCCCGCCUCUUUGCCUGCAGCCAAUUAGAUCAGACCUCAAAAUAAACUCUGGACUUUGUUUUUGCCGAGGAGAAUCGCAUGAGCUCCAAUUAAAACAUUUGAUUUGUGAAAGCUUCAGUUGGUCCCUCAGUAACACCCACACUUUCUCUCACUAUUCCCUUCUCUUCUCUACCUCUAUCCCCCCGUCUAUUAGGCCUCUGAGAGACUUCUGCAGUUUGAGUAAAAGAGGAGGAAGAAUUGUGUUCCCAACAGAAAGCUCAGUUGCCUUUCAAAAAUAUUUAUACAGAGAUCAACAAUGAUGAACAGAGGACAAUGAACAUGACACGGUGCGUCUUCUCUACACCUACUGUUGUUUUUAAACCGAAGACUUUGGAGCCCAGAGGUGGAGCUCCACCCAGUAAACCACGGGAGAACACCCCUCCGCCUUGGUACUGUGUUAUCUAUUAUAUUUGGAGAAUGUUUAACCAACACUCGUGGCUUUUUUCAUAAUCAAUUUUUUGGUUUUCCAAAGGGAAUAUUAUAUAAAUAUAUAUAUAGGUAUUACAUAAUAUGAUAUAUAUGUAUCUAAAUAUAGCUUUCAAAAGAAAAGACAAUGUUGCAAAGAGGUAAUGUAAUAAAUUAAUCUGCGCCUGUUUUUGUUUUUUAGUAUAGAAGGCAGAGAGAAACCUUAAAACGUAUUCCACCGGUAGCUUACUCAUUUCUACCAAUUAUAUACAUAUAUAUAAAUAUAAAAAUAUAUAUUUGAAAUUUUAAAAAAAAGUAUAUAGAUAUGGAAAUGAAUUUUUUGUCAUAGGUCUACAACUUUCCUUAUGGUCACCCUUUCUUGAACCGUAGCAUGACGAGUUGCAUCAUGUCUUGGACAAAGAGUUUGAUGUUUGUUUUUAUUUUCUUACGGUCUUCCUUCAUACUAAAGGGCAUCCCGUAAUGUGAGGCUGAGACCCCCAGGGGCCACCCAUCCCUACGGCUUCAGCUACAGACCCCACUGAGCCUAUUCAGAUCCUGCUUUGGACCAUCUUAUGAGACAGCUAACUGGUAAAAGGGGCUCUUCAUGUUUUGCCCGUUUAUCACUCAGGGAUGGAAGUUUGGGGCACUAGCAUGGAGAGAUUGUCAGCUGUUGUUUUAAUAAUACCCAUUUAAUUCUACCUGUGAGGACAAUUUAACACCACCACAGUCUGAAAAAUGUUAGACUGCGUUAAAAUUUCCAUCCCUGUUGACCCCUGAUGAUGCCUUCAGAGCAGGCUGCACAUGGUCUACUAUACACACGUGGAGGAAGGAAACUCUGGGAUGUUUCUCAUCACCAGAAGAGAGGAAAUCUCUUUCAGAUUUUAAGAAGGAAACUAACAGGAAACCAAGCAUGUGAACCUGGCUAAAUUAAGCUUAAAGUGUUCAAAUAAAGGUAAUCUCUUACUUAAAACCAACUGUUACCCGGAAUAUAACUAACAACGUGUGGCUUAAUGAGCUAGACAUAGUGUGUGACCUUCUGAAAGGCCAGCGCAGGAAUGUGUGUGUAGUUGAUCAGGCUGUGUGGAUGGGGAUGCCUCUGUAAGGUCUUAAAGAAAAUUCAGCAUUUUACAACCUGACAGUGUCUUGCAACAUUGCUGCUUUCCUCUAUCUCCGCAAGUGAGUAAAGUAUUAUCAUAAACCGUGGCAGCAACAACUCUACAAAUAAGACCCAGGUUGUAAAAAAGACCAAUGAAUUUUUCUUUAACAAUACAAAAUCUACAAUUGUACUCAUUGUAGCUUCUGCUGGCAGUGAGAAACAGUGAGUUUUAUUCAAGCAACAAAAAGCAUUUUAUCCAUAGCUUUAGGCGGCCAGGUGAGAGACCUCCGUGCAUCAGCAGCAUCCAGUGAGCGCGCCAAGGCACUUUCACUUGGCAAGAAGUCGUGUGCAUCUUUUUUCUUCUUUUGUCUCUUUCAUUUCCUGCUGUUUAUCAGUUUGUAAAACGGGUGGUGAAUAUAAUGUUGUACCUGGGUUGUAGGAAUAGCACUCACUGCCUCACUGUGACCUCACUGAUUAUUUGUACUCCGGUGUUACACUAUGUCCUCUGACUCAUUUGGACUUUUUGUGUUAAUUGUUAUUUUUCUAAUUUAUUUUUCUUUCUUUGAUGAUUUCUUACCCUCGGACACUGUGGGUAGAUUUUGUAGCGUAUGGAACAUGAUACUUUAAUCUUUCACUCAUUAGAAUUUUAGAGUGACAGAAAAAAGACAGAAAAAACGAAUAUCCUGUCCAUUCUAAACAUACUUACACUUGUAAAAAUGAACAAAAAAUGUCUUUUUUUUUAACUCACAAGCAAUGUAUAUAUGAUAGAUUUCAUAUAAAUUUUUGAAAAACAAAAGUAUAUAGAUCUAUAUAUGAAUGUUUGGCAUAUAUGCAUAGUUAACCACCUGUGGAAAAGGUGAGCAGAUUUUAUUCUUUCUAUGAACUCUUAAAACUUUUGAACUCUGAACUAUGAACUAGGGGAUGAUUUGCACAAAACAAGGUGACAAGGUGCUAACAUAAAAGCCACCCAUCGUCCAAGUGCAUGCGUGCAUCUGGAUUCCCUGAAACUCUGUGUGGUUGUUCCUCUCCACCAUGUGUGUACGACUGUGUGCGCGAAUGUUUGUUUCCAUUUGUGUGUGAAUUUGUUUGAGAGAGACGUUGAUGAGGAUGCCUGUGAGAGUGUACGGAUGAUUGUUAGGGUUUACAUCUUUGGAGCUAUAGUCCACUUUAGCCUUACUGUAUUACCAUCAGAGAUUCCCGGCAGUGGCUGUGUCACACAAACACGCACAUAAACAACACACACACACGCACACACAUAUAGAAAUACACACAUACAUUCAUCUUCUACAGAUUGACCCUCAUUGUUCUGCAUUCUUGUGUUGUACUGAGUGAAGUUUUCAGAAAGUGGACUGCUCUGCCAAUAGGGAGAGACAGACAGACGGAUGGACAGACGGACAGAUUACCACAGGGCUUGGAAGGAAACCAUCGAGACAUUUUGUAUUGCAAGACGACUUUAAGUCCCCCUGUGACUGUAGGUACAGUUUAUGCAGUGUCACUGUUUCGUACACCCCUUCCCAGAUGGCGUCUGCGCUCCUUACCCUCCACUCUGUCCGGCAGCUCUCCUUUUUCCUUUUUCAGACCUUCAGUUUCUGAGUUUUGGAUAUGAGGUGAUCCAGUGAGGAACAAACACAAAGGAAAAAUGUGCCAAAAAAUAACUUUCAACUGUAUAUUUGUCUUUGCUUUAGGACUAUCUAUAGUUACAGCAUUCUUGAGCUGUUAGACUCAAUAAUAUGGUGCCAUCUCCUGGAAAUCUUGAGAACUACAGACAUUUGUUAGCUCCUUCUGUAUUUAGUACAGGUGGAAAUACAGUCACUGUUAUUAUUUUGUAAAGAAGCAGGCUAUUGUUUAUAUUAAUAUACAUAUAUACAUAUAUAUAAUAGCCUGUGUAUAUCUACCUGUGAGCUUUGCAUUAACAUUUCUAUUUACAUUUUGAGACAAAGUAUCACAAUUGAUUUUACUGUGACAGCUUAUUAUCCAGUUUGCCGUACUGUUCCCAUAUAAAGAGAAACACUUGAAAGGUGAAUGUGUACAGUCUGGACGCACACAAGCUGGCCUGGUCACAAGAAACUGUAAUGAAGACCCGGUCAGAUGGUAGUGGAAGUGCACCGCAAAUGCAACGUGUAACAGACUUACACAUGAAAAGGUGAAAUAAGUUCAGUGAAAGGUUAUCUUUGUCUUGUUUUCUAAUCAACAAAGCACAAUCUAAAUAGUGUAGGGGGAGCAGUGUAACCUUUUAAAAAACCCGCUGGGGUCCGGUCACCCGCUGGAACCAGUGAUCUUAUCGUCAGAGGGGUUUUUCUUUCAUUGUUGGUUUUCUCCUUGUUUGCACUGUGAAGUUUAGAAUGGUGGAUGUAUCACUGCAACGCCUCAGCCUUGUCUCACAGGUGAACUUCCCCUUUCAGCGUCCGAUGAGCAGGCAAACCUUUCUCCGAGCGACCUCCAGACACUUCUAAGCAUUAGAAAUCCCCUCUCCAUUUUAAUACCUGAAAGCGAAAUAAAAGUGAACCAGAAGCUACCUAGUGUUCCUCAUCCAAACAGAUAAGGGUGAUAGUGAAGGUUGAGGCAAGAUCUGAGAUGUUGCCCAGGAUAUCUCCACCACAGAGAUAUAUGUUUGUUAUAUUAUGUAAUAAAUUUAUAAUUGAAACAUGAA
Messenger RNA from Notothenia coriiceps (black rockcod), 9471 nucleotides. RefSeq names its product SH3 and multiple ankyrin repeat domains 3a (gene shank3a). The coding region runs from base 1 to 5052 and encodes 1683 amino acids. Gene Ontology annotation, cellular component: dendritic spine; postsynaptic membrane; postsynaptic density. NCBI's taxonomy places the organism in Eukaryota, Metazoa, Chordata, Actinopteri, Perciformes, Nototheniidae. The transcript has 19 exons. Gene Ontology annotation, molecular function: synaptic receptor adaptor activity; ionotropic glutamate receptor binding. The record is from RefSeq and is a predicted model, not a curated record.